GGUAGGUAUUACUUAGAGGCAUACAGGUCCCAGAGGUAGGGGUACUGUGGUCUUCACAGCAUCAGCUUCCAUAAAGUGGAUAUGGCUGACAUCUAUGUUGAUGCUUUGGAUCCAGAGAAACAAAUACAGUGUCUGUAUGACAAGAACCACCAAAUAAGAGCAUGUAGGUUCCCCUAUCACCUCGUCAAAUGCCGCAAGAAUCACCCAGAUAUUGUGGAGCUGCUGGCGAUGUGCCCCUUUAAUGCCCACCACCAGGUCUGCAGAGCAGAGAUCAGCCAACACAUAUCCAGCUGUGAUGACAAAAGAUUCAUUGAGCAGGACACUGCAAGUCAGUCGGGCAACUACAGAAAAGAACCCAAUGUAGUAAGCACAUGGCAGUCUCUUCCAUGCAAAGAACACUGGGACAAAGAUUUAGGAGACGAAUCGAAGUCUGUUUUCAUCUGACAUGAGACAAACAGUUCAACCAUGGGACAUAAGAACCAUCUGCCUUCAGGUAUCCGAGUCCCCAGGUCCUUGUCGUAUGUCCUGCCAUGGAAGAGCAGUGCGCGAAAUUGA
This is a messenger RNA of Euleptes europaea (tarantolino), 555 nucleotides long. RefSeq names its product gametocyte-specific factor 1-like. The record is from RefSeq and is a predicted model, not a curated record. Lineage: Eukaryota; Metazoa; Chordata; Lepidosauria; Squamata; Sphaerodactylidae.